This is a messenger RNA of Equus caballus (horse), 3387 nucleotides long. NCBI's taxonomy places the organism in Eukaryota, Metazoa, Chordata, Mammalia, Perissodactyla, Equidae. The record is from RefSeq and is a predicted model, not a curated record.
CUUGAAAAAAAGAGAUAAAAUAAGUCUUUUUAAAGAGAAGAGUGGUACCUUCAAGUGUUUCACAAUCUUUUUCUGAAUAAACUCUUCAAAUCCUUCAUUUGGAAUUUUACUCAUCUAAAUCCCUAUUUCAAAAACCAGGAAACAAAGUGGAACAUUUUCUCAAGAUCAUCAGGGCAAGAAACCAAAGAUUGUCACCGGUCUGAGAGAAUCCAUACUUUGUUCUUCUCAUCACCAAGCAUUUCAUGAGCACAGACCCAAGAGACCACGCUACAUAUAAAAUAAACAUCUGCUGCUUCUGCCUUCCGGGAGCUGAAGUUUUAAAUGGCAGAUCUCAAAGCUCAUCUCACCUCAAAGCGCCAUUCAGUGGACCUCCAUACACCUGUUCAUGCUAAUCUGUUAGUCAACUUUGACCACUUUGAAAUUUUGCGGGCCAUUGGGAAAGGCAGUUUUGGGAAGGUCUGCAUCGUACAGAAGAAUGAUACCAAGAAGAUGUAUGCGAUGAAGUACAUGAACAAACAAAAGUGUGUAGAGCGCAACGAAGUGAGAAAUGUCUUCAAGGAGCUCCAGAUCAUGCAGGGUCUGGAGCAUCCUUUCUUGGUUAAUUUGUGGUACUCCUUCCAGGAUGAGGAAGACAUGUUCAUGGUGGUGGACCUGCUGCUGGGCGGGGACCUGCGUUACCACCUGCAGCAGAAUGUCCGCUUCCAGGAAGACACCGUGAAGCUCUUCAUCUGCGAGCUGGCCAUGGCCCUGGACUACCUGCAGAGCCAGCACAUCAUUCACAGGGAUAUGAAGCCUGACAACAUUUUGCUUGAUGAACAUGGGCACGUGCACAUCACAGACUUCAACAUUGCCGCGAUGGUGUCCAGGGAGAUGCGGAUCACCACCGUGGCUGGCACCAAGCCUUACAUGGCACCAGAGAUGUUCAACUCCAGAAGAGAAGCAGGCUAUUCCUUUGCCGUUGACUGGUGGUCCCUGGGAGUGACGGCAUAUGAGCUGUUGAGAGGCCGGAGACCGUAUCAUAUUCGCUCCAGUACUUCCAGCAAGGAAAUUGCACACAUGUUUGAGACGGCUAUUGUGACUUACCCUUCUGCCUGGUCACAGGAAAUGGUGUCACUUCUGAAAAAGCUACUUGAGCCUAAUCCAGACCAGCGGUUUUCUCACUUGUCGGACCUUCAGAACUUCCCGUGUAUGAAUGACAUGAACUGGGAUGCGGUUUUGCAGAAGAGGCUCGUUCCAGGUUUUGUUCCUAAUAAAGGCAGACUGAAUUGCGACCCCACCUUUGAACUCGAAGAAAUGAUUUUGGAGUCCAAACCUCUUCACAAGAAAAAGAAGCGUCUGGCAAAGAAGGAGAAGGAGAUGAGGAAAUGUGAUUCCUCUCAGGCGUGCCUUCUUCAAGAGCACCUUGCGUCUGUCCAAAAGGAGUUCAUAAUUUUUAACAGAGAAAAAGUAAAAGGGGACUUUAAUAAAAGACAAGCAAAUCUAGCCUUGGAACACACCAAAGACCCAGAAGAGGAGGAUGGCCAGAAUAACAACCUGUGAAGUCCUCAACAUCAUCUUCUUGGGACAUUGCCUGGUACCUCAGGCCAGGAGCUUCCGGUUUCCACGUCACAAAGAGCUGACAGUACUUCUCGCCUCUCCACACCUCACACACCUUGGAAAUGUGAUAAACCUUUGGAAGGAGGCAGAAUGACACAGUGAGGAGUCCCUGGGCUCCUGGGAACUAGUUUGACCACUAACUGUGACCUUGAGCAAGUCACUAACCACUUUCUCUGCUUUGGUUUAUUCAUCUAAAAUGAGGUUAUACUAGAUGAGCGCUACGCUGCCUUUUUACUGCUACAAUCCUGUUAUUCUAAACAGCCUUUAUUUUUAUUUUAAAAGGAAUAUUUGGAUGUAGAUUUAUUUUUCCACUCCUUCUAAUCACACUGUGACAAAUGGGCAAAGGGACAUAGGUGGGUGAUUGAGUGAGGCCCUUCAGAGCUAGAAAACUUCCGAAAGAGGUCAGAAUCCCCCAGCCCGAUUGCGUAGGAGUAAAGAACUCAGUCUGGAGGAAAUGACCGGGGCCAGAUGAGGAAUAACACAGACUAAUGAGGGCCUUCCAGUGGUGUGCUGGAGUCAGCACACCACAUCAGCUUGUGACAGCUAGCAAGAGCCAGCUGUGCACAUCUGUCCCAAUGCCCUGUACAGUGAUGCGAAGUCAGGAAGUUGAAACUGGUGAUGAUGGGAGUAUUUAUACCAUGGAAAUUGGCAAAUGCUACAAAUCAGGGCUGUUAGUUGUUAAGUAUUUAUUAGCAUACUGCUCACCCUCAUCUAAGCAUGUUCCCUGAGGGCUAAUUGUCCACUUAAGAUUAUCAGAGGCCUGUGUCUGGAGAGGAUCAGAAAAGGAUAUUGAUUGCCACAUUGAAAGCAUGUCCACCUUGUAGUACAUCAGAGUUGUACCUUUGUACCUUACCCAGGAGUUAUAUUCGAAGUUAGAAUGUGAGGUGAAUUUGGAAGAUAGUAAAAUUGACCCUUGAGAAAUCCUGUAAAUUACCCCUAACAUAAGGUGGGUAUCUUUUCUUGGAGAAGCCCAGUAUAGUCAAUUACCCUUCAAUAAUGAAGCAAGUCAUUGUUUUUGGUUAGUUUUGUCUUUUAUUUUUGGUCUCAUUUUUGGCUAAUACCAAAUGAACUAAAAUGUUGAACAAAUCAUACCUGCCUUUACAGACUAGAAUUACCCUUACGGGGCAUCCACACAUCUGAGAGGUCUAAGGUCACGGAGACUGACUAAGGGAGCAGCAAUACUUACUUGUGCUUACUGCAAGAAUGGUGGGCAGAAUUGCCUAAUUAUGUAAAAUAUUCUUGAUAUCUCACUCUUUUUCUGUAUAUUUUAUUUGCCAAAAACAAAGUUUAAUUCACCUAAAUGAGAUGUGCGUAUGAUGUAACUUCACCCUCCUGAUACACAGAAGAUCUUUGCAGAGGAACUAUUUUUGGCAAUUUCACAUGCCCUAGGCAGAGAGUCAAGAAGUGGACAGGCCUGGGGGCGGGCGGUGGGGAACUGUUGUAACCUAUUGGCCACUUGGACCACCUAAUAACCCUUGUGCUUACUGAUGGAGAGUAUGGGUCUUACCAAGAUGGCAGUAAGCUGGCAACAGGGAAGACCAGGCUGGGGCCUAUUUGGGGAAGCCAGACAGAUGGAAAUAGGCAGGAGAAGUAACAGAGAUGGCUGCCUGCUACAGAGGACUUUUCUAGAAGGGAGGUUGCACCGGGACAACUAAACAUGGGUAGAAAGCCUGUGCUGAACUUUAACUCGGCAAUAGGCCGAGAAUUUCUGGCAGAGCUCUGAAACAGUGCCUCUCCACUUAAGAGCAACUAUAUUUUUGUUAAGAAUUAAAAGCCAGCUCUUUUGUUCUA